AUGUGUCAACAAGAAUCUAAAGCUACUAAUAAUACUUUAGCACAAGUAGUGAUGGCACCUGGAGAAUGGAAAAGUGAAAGCCCGUCGGAAGAAUGGAAAAUAGCCCAAAGAAAAAGGUUAAGAAAUAGAAUAAUUGGAAAAAAAGGUGUUGCUGCUACAGAACCAGAAGGCAAAUUCAGGGCGGCUGACAUAAAAAUACCGCUCUUUAUUUACAAUGUCGACAAGUCUACGACUGACAACGACAUCAUCGCACAUGUGUACAAUAAGUCUCAAAUGAAUAUUUCGCUGCAGAAACUGGCAUUAAAACACGAUAGGGGAUACAAUGCAUACAAAGUAUUUGUGCCAAAAUCUAAACUAGACUUAUUCCUAAAUGAAAACUUUUGGCCAGAGGGAGUACUGUUUAGGGCGUUUUGUGGACUUCACAAAACCCAAAAUGAAAAAUAUGGCAAACCAAAACAACCAGUGAUGGGUAGUACACCAAUAAACAAGAACUAUAAUUUCGUGAGUUUCAACUGCAAGGGUUUGUCUGGAGCUAUGGGAUGCCUAAGAGACUCAUGUAAGUCUGCUGACAUCAUCGCACUGCAAGAGACUUGGCUACUGCAACACGACAUUCCGCUGCUGGGAGCAAUUGACACGGAGUUCGCGUAUACAGGUAACACAGCUGUGGACCUGUCGGCGGGGAUUCUACGUGGUCGGCCCUAUGGUGGAGUGGCGCUUCUAUGGCGGGACGUCACGUCACGGGCUGGAAUAAGCAUGUUCGACAGGCACAGCAAAAGGCUAGAAUAUGUUUUCGGGAGUGGUGUUUGUAUGCAC
Molecule: messenger RNA, 813 nt
Organism: Iphiclides podalirius (scarce swallowtail)
Lineage: Eukaryota; Metazoa; Arthropoda; Insecta; Lepidoptera; Papilionidae
Source: the annotation of a GenBank genome assembly